AUGACCCGAUCCGAUUCGGUCUGUGAUACACGGAGGCCAUUCUUUAGUCGAACAUUAGUUAGCUCAUUUUUCUUCAAAUUUUAUCUUUACGUAACGCAACAAUUACAAAAGACGUAUCCUAGCGUCGCAGUUGAUAAAGUAUCGUCUGAUGAAUUGUCAAUUAUCGAACCAUACAUUCGUGAUUUAUCACAUGGUGAACAAGAGUUUCAAUCAAAACCAAUUUCUAAUCAUAUUGUUGGCUCAUCAUUGGUACAUAAUAGUGCUUAUUUACAUGGUACAGGAGAAGCCAAAUACACUUGUGAUAUACCGACACCUUCAGAUGGACUUUAUUCAAUCCCUGUUUUAAGUACUCAGCCUUAUGCAAAAAUUUUGUCUAUUGAUAAAACAAAAGCAGAAGAAGUACCUGGUUUUAAAGCAUUCAUUACUCAUUUGGAUCUACCUGGUUGUAAUUUAACAGGUGAUGUUGUUAAUGAUGAAGAAGUAUUUCCAUCAUCAAUUGUUUAUUGUGUUGGUACAAUAAUCGGUCUGGUUGUUGCUGAUACUGAAAUGCAUGCACAGCAAGCAGCAAAAUUAAUUGAUAUUAAAUACGAAUGUUUAAAACCGUUAAUAUUUACAAUUGAUCAGGCGGUCGAACAAAAAUCUUAUUUGGGACGGGAACUUGCUUUACAAUUUGGUAAUGUAGAACAAGGCUUCCAAGAAUCAGAUCAUACGUUAACCGGUGAAUUUUACAUUGGUGGACAAGAACAUUUUUAUUUAGAAACAAAUUGUUGUUUGGCUAUACCGCAUGAACGAGGUGAAUUGGAAUUGUACGUAUCAACACAAAAUGCAACUGGUGUACAAGAAAAAGUAGCUGCAGUAUUAGGUAAAUAG
This is a messenger RNA of Didymodactylos carnosus, 870 nucleotides long. Lineage: Eukaryota; Metazoa; Rotifera; Eurotatoria; Philodinida; Philodinidae. The record is from the annotation of a GenBank genome assembly.